Schistosoma mattheei is the source of this 2466-nucleotide messenger RNA. Lineage: Eukaryota; Metazoa; Platyhelminthes; Trematoda; Strigeidida; Schistosomatidae. The record is from the annotation of a GenBank genome assembly.
AUGUUUAAAAGAAUAUUGAAACUUGACAAGUCAUAUCAUUUCCAAACAGAAAAUCCGAUAGAUAUAUUCUCUGAACGAGAAAGAUGCAUAGAUCGUCGUCCAGCUUGGAUAAAAGCAAUAUGCGCAUUUCUUAUGAUAGCAAGCCAUUAUGGUAUACUUAAUGUUGGUGCUCUAUUCUACCCUGGACUAGAAGAAGCAUUAGAAGUUUCAAUUAGUUAUUUAUUUUGGCUUAUGACUGGACAAUUUGCAAUAACAUGUUGUUUAGCACCAUUAUAUAAUCGUUUAUUGGAUGUAUAUUGCUAUGAUUGCUUCAGUAUUCUUAAUAGUUAUUGGGGAUUUUUUAUAACGUAUACUUUAAUUGGAGGCGUCGGAAUGGGUAUCAGUAUUGUUCGUAUUAUAGCUAUCAUGGCAGGAUACUUUGAUCGGUAUAGAAUAUUGGCUUUGGCUAUUUGUAGUAGCGGUGGCGGUUUCGGGACAUUAUUCUAUACUCUACUAUGCAAUUAUAUGAUUGAAAAUUAUACCUGGCGUAUGGCCUUAAUUUCAUUAGCUUUAUUCCAUCUUAAUGUUAUUCCUUUAAGUUUAUUACACAAACCAUUACCUCUUGAACCAAUUCAAGAACCCGUUAUCUUACUACCUAACGAUCCAGUAGCGUCUACAAUUUGUUUAAAAUCUGUUACAGGCCCACCAAAUACAUAUGAAUCAUUUAUAAGUACAACUGGUGGCAGUAUACUAACCAGUAUUGAUAAUACUGUACAAAAAAAUACAUCAGAGGCAAUACAUUCACGGAUAACCGGACAAAAUAUAAUUGGUGUUGUGGAGUUUGUCAAAAUUACUUAUGACAAAACUAAUUCAAAUCAGAUUACGGUUAGUCCAAUCAAUUUUAUCAACGACCCAGAACCACAUUUAUUAGAACGAAUUCAGACAAUAGUUGAUGAUUAUUUUGACAACGCGGAGAAUAUUAAGCCAGAAGUAAUGCCACAUCCCAGUCUCACUCUGUUUCUUCCAAUCAUAUUUUUAGUAUGUGAUCAGCUGAGCGACUUUAAAACUAAUCUACCAGAGUCACAAUUCCUAGUUGAUAGUCGUUUAAGUGGAAUCGAUAAAUUAUUCACUGAUCAUGUUACUCACACGGGAUCAACUGCAUUUAUCAAUUCUCAAGCAAGUGUGGAACAAACACCUAAUGUAAAUAAAUCUACAGCUACAAUAACUAUGGCUCAGACAAAGACGAAAACAUCAUUUUUGGUGAUUCAUUUACUUCGAGCUGCAGUUAUUAAACGUGCUCUUGUCAAAGUAGAGGAAAUUUCAAAAGAGUUAACUUCAAAAAGUCUGUUGGUUCAUCCAAAACCACUUACUGUGAUUGUAGAGGAAAAAUGUAUUGAUUCGAUGAAUCCGAAUUUCUUAUCGGAUUAUCGUUCUUAUGCUUUAAAGAAUAUCAAGCCGACUGAAGAUACAAUUUUUGAAGAAAAUGAAAUCGAUUAUCAAACUGAUGAAGAUGGGAACUCUGAUAAUACGCCAUCUACCAAAGAAUCUACAUACAAUACUUCACAAAAUAAAAUAACUUCAUCUGAGCACCAUUUUGCGAAUUCACACUUAAACUUGGAUCAUCCAAAACUUUCAUAUGAGUCUCGAGGAUAUAUUGAUCAAAUGAUACGAAGUGGAACUACCAUUUACCAAAGUCAAGCUGUCAUGGUACCAUUAUACAAGUGUAAAGAUUUGCCUGGCAGAACUAGACUUUUAUCGUUAACUUCAGUGGACGAGCCUAAAGAAGCUGUUGACUUAAUGAUUUCUAAGAUAAAGGAUGAGAAAGUUGGAGAUUCAUUUGGUUAUGAGAUAAAGAAAAGGAGAAUGUCGUUCAUUAGCUUGAAAAAUAUUCUUUUUCUUAGCUUCCUCAUCAAUCGUUCUUUUAGUUAUAUGGCUGAUUCCAUACUAUAUGGUCAUUUCAUUAAUUUUGGUAUAAGCAGUGGAUUGAAGGAGGAAAAAGCCAAUGGUUUACUUGCUUACGUCGGAUUAUCAAAUAUGUUAAGCAGAAUAGCAAUUGGACUUAUUGGACAUUUUUCGAGAAAAUUAGAUAUUCGUUUUCUUUCAGCCGCUUGUUUAUUUAUUAUAUCAAUACACACCAUGAUUAUGCCAUUCUAUCCAACAUAUUCAUCUUUAAUUGCCUACGGCAUAUCUUAUAGUAUUUUUGUAGGACCAAGUUUUGCAUUUUCACAUGCAAUGGUUAUUGAUAUUAUGGGUGACAAAAAGGUAGAUAGAAGUUUAUCUAUGGUUCUUUUUUCUGAAGCAACUGGUUAUUUAAUUGGUGGACCACUAGGAGGUAUAAUCAAAGAUCAAACUGAAAACUAUGCAUAUACAUUUCUAUUCUCUGGAUUAUGUAAUAUUAUUUCAGCUACGAUUAUAACUGUUCAUGCAAUAAUCAAAUUUAAUUUAUUCAAAAGAUUGAAACAAUGUUGUUGCAAGCGUAAUGAUUGA